This is a messenger RNA of Racocetra persica, 673 nucleotides long. Lineage: Eukaryota; Fungi; Glomeromycota; Glomeromycetes; Diversisporales; Gigasporaceae. The record is from the annotation of a GenBank genome assembly.
AUGUAUGAUUAUAAUUAUAAACAAAAAGACAGUGUGGAUAAUCCAAAACAGGAAUCGAGCUUCAAAUACUUAAAAAUAUUAGAAAAUCUCGAAUUAGACAAUUCAAUUAAACCUGUAAAUCAAAAUUUAAUUAAACGUAUAAAUCAAUAUUCUGAGUCAACACUUAAUAGAUAUGCAAAAAAUAUUGCGAUUAUGAUUAAAGAUGACUUUAUUCAAAGUUCUAUAUUUAAACAUCAUAAUCAAAAGGAUUUUAUUUCAUUAAAGUCAUUAGAAUAUACUGUCAAUAAUCAAAAUUAUUAUCUUAGUUUUGGAGCAGUUGAUUUCACACAAAAAGAAAAUAAGAUCUUAAAUAUAAUUAAAAUAAUAGAUUCAAAUUAUAUUUCUUAUGACGCUUAUCGAGGUUUAGCUGCAAUAGAUUAUUAUCUGCCACGUGAACAUAUUAUUGCAAUUGAAUGGAAUAACUUAACUCAAAAGAUAACUCAAGAUGUUUCAAUUAAACUUGUUGAUAUGGAUAUAAUAGAUAGUUUAGAAAUUAUUGAAGAAUCUAAUGCUGAUAAUGAUAAUAUAGACUUUAAUAAAGUUCUAAAUUCAAUAGGUACUGGUGGACAAUUUAUAUUAAGUCCAUUUUUCAACGAUCUUAAAGACUUUAAAACUAACAGAUUAGAAGUUGAUG